Botrytis fragariae is the source of this 2124-nucleotide messenger RNA. Its product is annotated as putative heterokaryon incompatibility protein. The transcript has a single exon. Bases 1 to 2124 code for a protein of 707 amino acids. Lineage: Eukaryota; Fungi; Ascomycota; Leotiomycetes; Helotiales; Sclerotiniaceae. The record is from RefSeq and is a predicted model, not a curated record.
AUGGCAUCUACUGACGGCAAAAUCUACCCUUCUGUUCUCCCUUCCCCUUUCAUCCGUCUUUUAAGUCUGGAUUCUGGUUCUGAUGAACCAGUUAGAGUAACACUACAUGAAGUAAAUCUCGAGAACGCACCCGCAUACGAUUGUCUCUCAUAUACUUGGUCCGACCCACUAUACCAUGCUCUCAGUCUGGAAGAGGAAAUUCAUCGUAGCAAUGAUAAACGCGAACAUUCUAUCCUCUGCAAUGGUCAGAACUUGUUAAUUACGGAAAGCUUGUUAUUAGCAUUGAAGGAAUUCAGUAAAGACAAUAAUGAAGAUAGCAGCAGGAGUGGGAAAGUUGGAAAUUUUAAGAGAGAGAGAUUCAUGUGGAUAGAUGGCAUAUGUAUUAAUCAAGACAGCAUCGAGGAGCGAAAUAUACAAGUUGGAAUGAUGGGAGAAAUCUACACAAAAUGUUCGCAAGUAAUCAUCUGGCUUGGAGUUUCAGAUUUUCAUUCCCCGUAUGCUAUUGAAGUCAUAAAUCUUCUCUCGAAAAUACCUCCGGAAAAUUAUAUUGGCUUACGUAUUAAUGAUCUUGAGGAUUGGGACAUAUAUCCAAAAUUGGGUAUCGAAGAAGUUGAAACUUGGAAAUGGUUAGAAUAUGCAGCAUUUUUACAACGUACUUGGUUUAGUCGCAUAUGGGUUGUUCAAGAAGCAUUUCUGCCAAGAAGUGUUGUUGUGGUUUGUGGGAGUGAUGUUAUUGGAUGGGAAAAUAUAACAGCUUGUGCGAAAGUAUUAAGAGAAACAGGAUUGGGAACAUUACUGAUGGAGCUAUUGGUUGAAACUGUGGACAAUAUUGAAGGGACUGUUUACGUGAACAAUACUUUGAACAACCAGUCAAUCUUCCAAAGUAUGAGGGAUAUGGCUACACUUGGAUCGGAAGAAAUGGGGAAAGUCUUGAAUUUGGAAAAGUUGUUGUAUUAUUCAAGAUUUUUUGAUGCGACAAAUCCAAAAGAUAAGAUCUAUGCAAUCAGAGGCAUUUGGGAAAAAGGAGGGAAAACGAUCCCACUGGACAUGACGCCCGAUUAUCAACGAGAUCCAACGGUAGCAAGUGUGUAUACGAGAGCAGCACUUGAAGUGAUUUUUGAAACCAAAGAUUUGAAUAUUCUUUCUUUAGUGGAAGAUUACAGCUUGGCGACUCAAAAUCCCAACUCGGUGCGGGCGGUUGGAAAUCUCCCUUCUUGGGUACCCGAUUUUAACUCGUCAUCUAAUCCUCAACCUUUGGCUGGAAAUCCUAGACCACAACCGGGAAGUGAGAGAUGGAAUGCAGCUCGAGGUAUCCCAUUUGAAGUGCCAAUUCUAUCACCGUUAGAAUCACGACAUCUUCUCCCGAUUACAGGUUAUAGAAUUGAUAUCAUCUCAGAGUCCGCAGCCAAUCAAGCAGAAAUCAUGGGCAACAAUUUCGGAUUUGACACGGUGCUGGAACUCUUGGCAAAUUAUCCAAGUCAAAAAUAUCCUCAUAUUGACGAUGACACGGAGACAUAUUUCGAAGGAUUCUGGCGAACCCUCAUCAAAGACACAUUCCAAAAGUUACCGGCAAAAGAGAACGCACGAAACGCUUUCCGAUAUUUUAUCACAGUGCGUGUCUCUGAGUUGAGCAUUGCAUACAACUACGCACUUUCAAAGCAGACCCCCGAUCUACCCAAAUUACAAAAAGCAUACGAAAAAAACAGACAACUGAUCAACGACUUGUCUAAACAUAGACUAAACGGAUCUCUGAUUCCUACCUGGGAGGAUCUUGAAGAACUCAUUGAGAUAGCAGCCAAUGAAGAUUUAACUGAUCCAGAAAAGGCGAAGCUUGACAAAGAUUAUGGGGAUUUUUACGAGUCUUUUAGGAUUGCGUAUGCGGGAAGAAGAAUGUUUAGGACUGAAAAGGGAUAUUGGGGUAUUGCUGCACAAACACUGAAUAUUGACAAUGAAGACGAAAUUUGGGUUAUAGCUGGGUCAAAGGUACCGAUGGCUUUAAGACCAGUGAAAGGAAGUAAUGGUGAAAAUCGAGAAUUGAUUGGAGAGGCUUACGUGCAUGGUCUUAUGAAUGGUGAGGCUUUGAAAUUUUCGGGAGAGAGAUUGAAGAGUUUCUUUUUGGAAUAA